This is a messenger RNA of Eriocheir sinensis (Chinese mitten crab), 2039 nucleotides long. RefSeq names its product galactose mutarotase-like. The record is from RefSeq and is a predicted model, not a curated record. Lineage: Eukaryota; Metazoa; Arthropoda; Malacostraca; Decapoda; Varunidae. Gene Ontology annotation, molecular function: carbohydrate binding; aldose 1-epimerase activity. The transcript has 11 exons. Gene Ontology annotation, biological process: glucose metabolic process; beta-D-galactose catabolic process via UDP-galactose, Leloir pathway. Bases 437 to 1510 code for a protein of 357 amino acids.
CUCAGAAUUUACAAGCAGCCGAAUAAACUCUCCUGCUGGUCUUGGUUAAUUCCUCGUGUUUCGAUUCCCGAGUCUUGAGUCUUGACAAGCACUAAAAUAAUUCAGGAAAGUCACCCCUGCACCCUUGAGAACGAAAGACAGAGUAAAGGAAAUCCGCAGUCAAGGGGUUAGUAGGCCGAGUGUCAACUGAAGCUACAAAAUGCUGCUCUGGAAAAGAAAGAAGUCCUGUAUGAAGAGUAUGGAGCACUUUGGGGCAGCAUGGGCCAAGCAAGUCAUAUUUCACAGCAGCCAGUAUAAAUAAAUUCGCCUGUGCCACUAACGGGCUGGGGCUGUCCAAGAGACCCCUUUAGAAAGCAAGUUGUCACCAAGCCUGCCACCUCCAAGUCUCAACUACCUCCCCAGCAAGUGAAGAAUAGGGUUGGUUUUGGCUGUGAGGAUGCCGGGCCCAAAGAAGGAUGUGUUUGGUGUGUUCCGGGACCCUGGCUCAGGGGAGGAGGUAACGGUGGACCGCUACACCCUCGCCAGUGCCUCAGGGGUGGAGGUGCAGGUCAUCUCAUACGGUGCAUGUGUUAGCGGCGUUCUGGUGCCGGACAAGACUGGGAGGAAAGAACAUGUUACCCUCGGCUUUGAUGACAUGAAGGGCUACACGGAGUACAGGUACCAGGGAAGCUCCGUGGGUCGCCGCGCCAACCGCAUUGGGAAGGGCAAGCUGGUGGUGGAGGGGCGCCAGUAUAGCCUGACCAUCAACAACAACGGCAACCACCUGCACGGGGGCACGCGGGGCUGGGACACGUAUGUGUGGGAGAGUCAUGUGGACGGGGACAGUGUUGUGUUCUCACGCCUCAGCCCUGAUGGAGAGGAAGGCUACCCUGGGGCUGUGUUGGCUCAGGUGAGGUACUCCCUGGACGGCGAGGGGGGUCUGAGGAUCGACUUUGAGGCUGCCACCACCAAGGCCACACCCAUCAACAUGACCAACCACUGCUUCUUCAACCUGGCUGGACAUGAUGCAGGGCAGAAGGGCAUCCUGGAGCACGUGGUGAGGGCCAACGCUGACCGCUACACUCCUGUGGGCCCAGACCUCAUUCCUACUGGUGAGCUGGCCCCAGUGAGAGGCACGGCCUAUGACCUGCGCAGCCCCACCACCUUCGGAGAGGCAUUGCCCAAGGCUCCAGGCGGCGGCUUUGACCACAAUUUCUGCCUUCAGUUCAAGCACCGUGGUCAGCUGGAGUUGGCAGCCUCGUUCCUGCACCCACCAACUGGGCGAGGGCUGGAGGUGUACACUACCGAGCCUGGCAUUCAGAUCUACACCGGCAACUUCCUACCCAAACCGGGGCAAGAGAACCAGAUGGUGGGUCGUGGCGGCACAGCGUACACCUACCAGGGCGCCUUCUGCUGCGAGCCCCAGAACUUCCCCGAUGCUGUCAACCAGCCCAACUUUCCCAAUGACAUCUACUACCCAGGACAGCCAUACAAGCACUCCAUGGUCUACAAGUUCUUCGUACAAAAGUAAAAUUGGCUGCACACUUCUGGCUACUGGUGUGUGUUGGGCCUGGCUGACCUCUAGACAUGCACACCGCAGCCCUUCCCUCCCUCACUCUGAAUUGUAGCUACUGUCCUAACACUUCAUCAGGAGGGAUAUACUCUUAGAGUUAUUGCAGCAUUCCCGCCUGGCUAUCACUUGCAAGGUGGGUUUUUAUGUGGUAGAGUAGAUCAUCUUCACCAUCACCAUCAGUAACCACCAUCACCCCCACUAUCAUCACCACCACUACCAUGCAUUUUAGGCCUGGGAAGGGUUCCCACCUGGUGGAUAAUUAGUCUCAAAGAGUUUUUAUAGAAGCUCCAGGUAGUAAUGCAGAUCUUUGUUAACAAUAUAUACCAAUAAUUAUAGAUAUUCAGCAUUGAUUAUUUAUAUUGUUAAAGGAGAUAUUCUUUAUUUUUACUCUCAGUACUGACUAUUUGUAUGACAGAUGCAUAUUUUAUACCUUAGACAACUAUAGCUAUGCAAUGUAAGACUGGUACUGAUAAAAAGAUGUAUCUAC